CAAUAACACAUAAUAGCCAAACCUCAACUAAUAAUGGGUGUUAAAAUUUGGUCAUCUCCUCUUUUCUUGCUAGUUAUAACUUUAGUUUCCUUGGCCUUAAAAGCCAAUGCUGGAGGAAUUGCUGUUUAUUGGGGCCAAAAUAGGAAUGAGGGAACAUUAACAGAUACAUGUAGAAGUAUGUUAUUUAAGUAUGUUAACAUAGCAUUUCUUUCCAAAUUUGGGAGUGGCCAAAAACCCGAAAUCGACUUGGCUGGCCACUGCAUCCCUAAUGGUGGUGGGUGCCAAAGAGUGAGCGUUGGCAUCCGAAAUUGCCAGAGCUUGGGGAUUAAGGUCAUGCUCUCCAUUGGUGGUGGUAACGGGAGUUACUCUCUAUCAUCGUCCGAGGAUGCUAGAGGCGUUGCCGAUUACUUGUGGGAUCAUUUCCUUGGAGGCCAAUCCCAAUUUCGACCACUAGGCAAUGCUGUACUAGAUGGCAUAGAUUUCGACAUCGAGUCAGGUAAGCCACACUACCAAGCGCUAGCACGGAGACUCACCGAGCAUGGCCAACAAUCAGGGAAGAAAGUUUACCUAAGUGCUGCACCACAAUGCCCUUUCCCAGACCAAAAGCUCAACGGUGCCCUAAAUACUGGGCUUUUCGACUACGUUUGGAUUCAAUUUUACAACAACCCUAUUUGUGAGUUCGAUGUUAGUAACCCUGAGAAGUUCAAGAAUUCUUGGAGAACAUGGACCUCAAAUAUCCCAGCUAAGAAGUUCUUUGUUGGGUUGCCUGCUGCAGCAACAAAGAGCGCUGCUGGAAGUGGGUUUGUUCCUGCACAAACACUUAUAAACCAAGUGCUCCCUUUUGUUAAGGGAGUUGGUGAAAAAUAUGGGGGAGUUAUGCUAUGGGAUAGAGCUAAUGAUGUGAGAACUAAAUAUAGUCAACGCAUCAAGAAUAGUGUCUAAUUAUGUACGUGGUCAAUAAUGAACCUAUUUAAGUUUGUGUACUCGUAAUUAAGAGUCUAAUUAAGUACGUGGUUAAUAAUGAAGCUUAUAUACUGCUGUACUCGUAAUUAAGUGUCUAAUUAAGUUUGUGGUCAAUAAUAAAGCUAUUGAAGUCAAUGCCAAAUUAGUUUAUGUUUAUGUUAGACUGUAGUAAUUAAGGUGCUAAUGAAGUUUUUUUAAAUUUGUAAGAAUAUAUUACGUGUCUAUGUAUGAAUCGUAUGAUGUAUUUUAUCUCAAUUAUCCUUCUAUCAAAUACGA
Messenger RNA from Chenopodium quinoa (quinoa), 1239 nucleotides. RefSeq names its product basic endochitinase-like. Gene Ontology annotation, cellular component: extracellular region. Bases 34 to 942 code for a protein of 302 amino acids. The transcript is spliced from 2 exons. Gene Ontology annotation, molecular function: chitinase activity. The record is from RefSeq and is a predicted model, not a curated record. Gene Ontology annotation, biological process: carbohydrate metabolic process. Lineage: Eukaryota; Viridiplantae; Streptophyta; Magnoliopsida; Caryophyllales; Amaranthaceae.